ACCUCCGGUUGGGAGUAUUCGAGUUCUCGAGCGGGGUUUGGCAGACGAACGACCCGCAAUUGUAUCGAGGAGCUGGAGCAGCCCCAGAUCCCCGCUGCCCACUGAGGCAAACUGGACACUUUGCCCCUCAGCCCCAGAGGGACCCGCCGCCCGGGAUUAACGCUCCCUCACUGACUGUCAACCAGACUGACAGCGCUCCCGCUCCUCUUGCAUCUAACACGUCAGGUUUAGGAGCAAGGCGGCUGAAAAUCCGGCAGCAAAAAAAAACCCCUCGUUCACUCCAUCGCAACAGAGAGAGAGACAGAACAAUUCCCCUUUCCUUCAGCGGAGGGAGCUGAAAAUCUCUCAAACUGCAUCUACCCGGGGCCAGUUUCACAUUGUCUCACCAAAUCAGACAGUAGAUGUUUUUUGAGAAAUGCGCGUUUAAAAUCAGAAGAGCAAUUUGCAGUCCUCCAAGGCGGAAUUUACUAUUCCAAACAUAGGUGGAAUUAAAACGAACAACAACAAAAAAAAAACAAUUUGUCAGGAGCAGUUCGAACCAGAACAAAUUUUAUUAGGAAGGAGACUGAAGAGAGGAGAGGAAUCGAGUAAGAUCGAAGAGACGGAAAGUAGCGAAGUUGGCACCUGAGAGAAAACCUGUCUUCUCCAACAAAGUGGAUUUCGAAGCUGGUUCCAAGGAUGUGCUCCUGUUGGCUGUGAAAUAAGAUUUCAACAUUUCACUUUGGUUCACAUCUCCUUUUCUCUGCUGAUCGACAUGUCUUACAGCAGCCGUGAGUUGGUUUGCCAUUACCUGUAUUACCGGCUUUCCCGCCAGGGGUUUGUGUGGGAGGAGCCCCUGGACUCGGCUGCCGGCUCCCCGACCCCCGGCGGCGGCGGCUCCGGCUCCGGCCGGCCCCGGGCUGCCCCCGCCUCGUCCGCCGCCGCCGAGAAAGCUCACCGCGUCCUCCGGGAGGCGGGCGACAGCUUCGAGCGCCAGUACCAGCAGGAGUUCGCCGACAUUGCGCUGCAGAUGCGCUUCGAACCGGAGAGCGCCCAUGGGCGUUUCGAGGCAGUGGCCGAAGAGCUGUUCCGCGAUGGAGUCAACUGGGGCCGGGUCGUGGCUUUUUUCGUGUUCGGGGGCACCGUGUGUGUGGAGAGCGCCAAGAGGAGGGACAUGGCAUCUCUCGUCGAUAACAUCGCCACCUGGAUGACCGCCUACCUGGACAGUAGCCUCACUGACUGGAUCCGCGCCAACGGAGACUGGGAUGCCUUUGUGGACCUAUAUGGGAACAAUGUGGAACCUCUUUUCGACAUCCCAUGGCCUUCUCUUCGGACUGUCUUGGGCAUUGCUGCUGUGGGGGCUUGUAUAACCUUUGCUUAUCUAGCCCACCAGUAUUAGCCAUGAUUAUUCAAGAUUUUUUUUUAACUAAAACUGCUCGCAAAAAAUUCUUAGGCUGCUUUCAGGUUACAGACAAAUUGUUUUAUCUAAUGGGAUCAAAAUAUCAGCCCUCUUGACACCUUAGUAAUAUUCUUAUAUUUAUAAUCAUUGAAACUUUUCAGGUAUGUUUAUAAUAUUUCUUUGGAGUUUGCAAUGAGUUUGUUCAUGAAAAUGUAAAUGUGAAGCAAAUUCUAAAACUACAUUUCAUUGUGGUUGGACUUCUUAAGCUGACUGGAAUCUACAUUUCAUAAUAUAUUGGAAGGAUUGUGUUACAAGAUAGUGAUAUGAGUGGGUAGAAUUUUGCCUGCAUCAAUGUGUGAGGCAAGAACCCUGAUUUUGGUCUUGUCUUGUAAUGCACUGGUUAUAGUAUAGUGCUUGACAAUUGAGCAUUAUGUGAAUUAAGAUGAGUACAUGACAGGGAUUGCCAAAUAAUCUCUGAUUAUUACUGAAAAUUACUGAAAGUGUUGGAAAAUGUGGCUUAAGUAGCUGUGUUAACUAAAACUUAAAUUAAUCAUGACCCCAAGACUUAUCAUUGUACAGAACGUCAUGGAAUGACUGGAGGGGAUUUCUUUGUGCUGAUUUGAACAUAUGGAAAUUUAUUGAUCAUGUCAUUGAACGGGUAUUACAGGAUUUCUUGUUGUUUAGAGUGUACUUAUACCUGAUACUUAGCUUAUAAUUAGAUCUGCUUGCAAUUAGAAUGGCAUCUGAUACUGAUAGUAAAGAAUUCAGAAGAAAAUUAAAACUGGAAGGGGACUGAAAAAUAAGUAGCUAUUAUCAGUUUUGCAAAUAUACACCAGCACUUAAGGGAAAUAAAAAAAAAACUGAUGCUUGUGUAACUUGCCAAAGGUCACCACGGUAAAAUUUAGUUUUUGAAAGUAAACAACUUUCAAUUGUUCUCCGGUGUAUAACUGAACUAUAUCAUUUUUGUAGAAUAUUUUCUUGUUUAAUGUGAAGAGCAUAUUUAAUGAGCUUCUCGAUUUCAGCACAACAUUUUUUUGAUGUUUAACUAUCGUUCUUGUAAUAGGUGUUUUUAAGAAAGAAACAUACUCACAAAAGCCCCCUCCAUUUGCUUUUAAAAUUUAACUUCAAAAUUUUUCUUUAGUUUUAUUUAAAGUUUACAAUUCUUACUAAACAGAAAGGCUGCUAUUAGGUAAGUGUUGUAGAAUAAUUAACCAGCUCUAAAUAGAGUAAAUACCAAAGAGUGAUUCCUAAAUUACUGCUGUGUGAAGAUUAUAAGAUACUGCUUGCUUUGGAUAAUGCAUCUAGUUUUGAACUUUCUGACUGUGCUGGUGAAAUACAUACAUUUUCCCAAACAGAAAUUACUUCCAACCAGAGAAUCCAGCUAUAUGACAUGACUUUGCAAAAAACUGCUCACCAACAAAGUCUAGAAUAUUCUCACUCUUCAAAGAGACUAGAAUGGAAUGUUGUGCCUUUGUCUUGUAGAAAAUGCCACAUCGACAAACUACUGAAGACCAUGCUUGCUUUUGUGACACUUCCGUGGAGAUUGGCUUCAGGGACCUUGGGGAAGUUCACCAUUUCUUACAGUAUGACUAAACUUCUUUGGGUGACUUCUGCUUCUAAAAUGUCAAGACUUACCUGUGCUUUAAUGCUUUCCAACUCAAGUACUUGCUUCUAAUGCAUCCACUGAAAAUUCUGAAGAAUAAGUAAAUUAGUCAUAAUGAUUACCAGAUGCUAAAGGGAAAGCAAAUUGUAUUUGCAGUAGUGCUUCACCUAUUGAUGAUUACCAACUUCAGCCUACCAACAUUGCAUAAGACAAAGUGAAUGUACUGUGAAGGAAUGAGCAAAAUUGAAAUCAUCAGUAAGCUAACAGUAUUGUAAAUUCAUUUGGAGUGAUAAAAGGCUAACAAGAAAAUUAAGCACAUAUUAGAAAAAAUAUUUUUUUAAGCAUUUUAUGUGGUUGUAAAAAAGCCAUUUCUGUUUGAAGAUUAAACUUGGUAUAAUUUUUGUGUUUGUGCAUCUUCAGUGCACUCUAGUAUGUUAUUUCUAUUGCAGGAUGAAAGCUAUCUUGUCAUUUUAGAAGCUGCGCUUUUGUGUCUUGGGUGUAAUAUUUUCUGUUACUUGAUGUGUUAUUUUUGUAUAAUAUUGUGUUAUUGUACUCAUUGAUGUGUGCUGUUUGUCACUAUGAUGAGCCCUAAUUAUUUGAUAAAAUUACAAACCUGGACAAUAGCUUGUAGGAAAUGAGCAGAAAGAAAUACUUGGUUGAGAAACCAGGUUUACAAGAUGUUGGCUUGCUUUUUUGAAAUUUAAAUCUAGUCCAACCCAAAGUAUUCAUUUAAUUUAGGAAAUAAAGGUUACAUUUAUUAUUUAAAAUGUUCCAAAUCUUCACCGCCAAACCUAAAUGCCUGGCAGCAACAAUGGCAUUUACACUUAAUGCAAAAUAUUAAGGCUGUUCAGGUAUGAUCUUUGGUAGACAUACCUUUCCAUUAUCAUAUUGAGUCCUUGUUACAAAAAAACAGCACCAAUUAAGCAGCCUUUUCUACCUUAUAUCAUUAGUCCUGCUCAACUUCUAGUCUAUUACAUGGGCAUAAUUAUCCUGAAAUGUGUGCCACAAAACAACAUUGCGAGACACCUGAGGAACAUGAAAAUAAGUUAUAAUAUUGAUUUUGAAAGAAGUGUCUCCCAUCAUCUGGAAUGCCCAACUACUUUUCUGGAAGGAUUUGAUGCUCUUUUGGAGAUGCCUAGCCUGUAUGCAAGUAUGUAUUCUUUAUGCAGCAAUUCUAAACAGAGUUCAGACUAACUAACUUCUUCUACUAUAUUUUUGUAGAAAGUAAUAUUUUUUAUUUAACAGGCAAAAAGUAUUCUUAAUUGUUACCAAUUUUUUUUUUAUAAAACAGGAUUCAACAGUGAUAGCAUUCAACUGACAGCAUUUUUGUAGGUUUAUCAUUUUGGAUAAAACAGAGUGGUCCUUUACAAUUAGUAAAUGUAUUGCUUAUUUUAAAGUCUUGUUCCUUGCCCUGGGAUUCCUUUAAUUUAGUACACUCCAUCCAAUACAUUUUUUGUUAUGUGUGUCAGUGGCAUGUGGAAGAUAGUUUUUUAAAGCAAAGGGUUCUCUAUCAAACAUACUUCUAACAGCUAUUGUAAGGGGACUUUUACCUCAUCAGAUAUAACCUUAAUUUUUAAAAAAUUCUUCCAUCUUAGUCCAUCAAUGCUGAUGGUAAUUGGAUAAGAGAUUCUGACAUCUUUUUCUUGGAAUUUUCAUUGAUACGCACAUUUUAUAUAAUGAAUAGCCUUUUUCUGGGGAGGCUUUGUGGCACUGUGGAGGCGUCCCUACCUCUGGGCCAGAAGCUCCAUGUUCAUGUCCCACUUCAGGAUUUGAUGGUCACGGAAGGUGCACUCAGAAAGUGGCCGCACUGGUUGAUUAUCAGCCUGUAAAUUUUUCCAAUAUGUCUCAUGGCAGGCAAUAAGAGCAGGAGUUUCCUGAUAAGCUAUACUGCAGAAAGCAACGGCAAACCCCUGCAGUACUUUGCCAAACAUAAUCAUGGACCAACCCAAUGGAAAUCCAUGGUCACUAUCAGUUUCUUACGGCACGGUACCUGAAGGAGGAGCAGUCCUUCUUUGACAGAAUGGACUUUGACAGGUUUAGGUUGAAAAAGUGUCUGCACCUGGCUUUAAAAAAAUAAUCAAGGGUUGUAUUGUAUUUUUUAUCUUUCAUUAGGUAUGCACUUGUUUUCAUGGAGACUUUGGUAAAGGUGGCUAGACACCCAAACAAAACUCCAAGUUAGAUGGUGUACCUUGAAUUGGCUACUUUUUUUUUUGCUAAUCCUGUUUUAGUCCAAGCUGAUUCAAGCAUUGUUAUGCUUGUUUGUCUCAAGGUAUUAUUGAGUUGGAAGAGAGUACUAGGUGGAGAAUGUUUCUUUUUUAAAAAAUGUGGUAAGUUGUUCUGACUGAAUCCAUUCUUUAAUCCACCAUUAUUAAGCAUUAAGGAUACUUCAUAUGAUUUGUGAUUGAGUGGACUGUCAGUUCAAAGAAGUAAUUUGAUGAAGCAAUAUGCAGCUUCAAUUACGUUUCCAAAAUAUGUCUAUAAGCACACUGGUAAUUGGAACGUAGGCACAUCAAUAACUGAAGGGUGUAAUGGUGAAUGGGAGAAUCCAUUGUUUGUACAUGGAACAUAGGUAGCUAUAGAAUUGAUAUAUCAUGAUUCCAGGUACGAAGAAUAAAAACCUGAUUGAUGCUGAGUUUAUUGAACCUUUAAAUAUUUUGUAUGGUUGACUUUGUCUUCUUUUUGUCCACAGUGACAACUAUUUUUUUGUAAUGAAAAUGACUCAUGUAAGAUGGGGGUUGCGGAGGAUUCACAUAUCUUUGUAAAGCUAACUAGGAAUCCUUGGGUGCCCUUAAGGAUUUUCCUUGUUUGGCUAUUGAUCUGUUGAAAAUGUUUUUCAUUUAUUCAUGCUCCUGGUAUACAACAAUUACCUUCUUGGUACUUUACAAGUCACUUUGGAUGUAAAUGGUUUGUAUAUAAACUAUAUGUUCAUUCAACUAGUGUUUUUUUCCGUUGUUUUUAACCACAAAUAAUUCAUGUCAAUCGUUUUUAGACUUUUCAGUUUGUGAAGUAUUUAAGAGACAUUGAAGAAUGAUGUACUUGUAUGUUAGAUGGAACUUUGAUUUUUCAGAAGUUGCCCACAAGUUGAGAGAACCAUUGCUUUGUGCCAUUGUAGUCUUUUUUCAUGGAGCCAGUGGCCCUGCCCCCUGGCUGAAAUGUCGGGGGCGAGCCCACCUCCGCAAGGCCAGGGAGCUAUGAUCUGAUUUUAUGGCUAUUAAGUGACUCAGGUCAUAGCUCCUGCCCUCAUCUUGGAGGAUGUCCUGCCUCCGAGAGAUGCCAACCAAUCAGAUGGCUGGGAACUCUCCAGCCCGAACAGCAUCACAAAAAACAGCAUGGAAGACAGACUGCAAGGUAAGUGGUGCAGUUUCACUGGGGCCAGUCAGGCAAGCCCUGGGAAGAAGGCUGGUGAGGCGAGGGUGGGGAGGGGGAACAAGUGCUGUCGUGAUUACCACUCAGAGGAGACUCUGGGUACAAGUGCUUGAACUGGAGCCCGUCCCCUAGGAGCAUGCACACUAUAGACGUGGGCAUCCCCAGCCAUUGGUAAAAUACCAGCAGCAGUGGAAGGGAGGCCCUUAAGAGGCCAUUAAUUGGCUGACUACUGGAUACCUACCCUGCUGCCUGUAAAAUUCCAGCAAAGGUGGAUAGGUGAUGGACAUGGUGCACCUGAUUUUAUGCCCCUCUGCCUGCUCCUGGAGGUAGUGUAAAAUUCUGGCCUUCAUUUGCACCAUAUUUAAGAAUUAUUUCCCCUUUCAAAGAAGCUUGAACACAGCAGAAGGCUGAAAGGGAUGACCUCAGUCCUUGAUUAGAUCAGCAUUUCCAACUAAAUUCAUGAAAAACAUAUUGUUGGAGCCCAUAACCAUUUGUGUGUGCUUUAUACUUGCAAAACUGAUUUAUAAGACAUUGAUGUGACAUUGCCAGGGAUGCAACCAGACUUUUCCUGUGGUGAACUAUACCCUUUCCUGCAUUAAAGUAAACUACCUUUCCCACAUAAAUGCUUGUUCAUGAUUGAAAAUGUACCAAAACGAUCAUGAUCAUAAUUAAACUUGUGGUGUUUCAAGUGUGUGUCUGUAUACAUAAUACGAAGUGUGAAAUAUUAAGGCAAAAACAUUUUGUACAUAAAAAAAGUUCUCUCGGGCACUAGUAGUGGCUGCAGUCCAGAGUGUCAGGGAAGGAUAAUCCUAACACAGACAUUCUCACAACAGUUUUAGAGGCCAUUUUGAAAAAGAAAUGUAAAAUCCUGUAUUGUAUCAGAUGGAUAUGCUAUUUCCUGUCCAUUACCCAAUUAAAUUUGAAAAUCUUCAUACAUCUGGGAAAGCUGCAUUCCUGCACAAAGAUUGGAAUAAAGGACAUGUUAGAUAGUAAAUGGCAGCUCAUUGUAAAUGGCCUUCAUUUUACAGUAACUUGCAGAGAAAAAGAACUAUAAGGACACCUGGCCUGUAUAAAAUCUAGACUUCAUAUAUAAGCUACAUAUGACCUGUAUAAGUUUCUUUAAAAUAUAGUAUGAAAAGUGUCAAACAUUCUAUAAUUCAGUUGAAAGAUUUUAAAUGUGUGAUUUUGGUGUAGUAAAUGCAAGACUGAGUUUGUAAACAAAAAUACUUAUAAAGUUUUUUUUAAUAUA
Messenger RNA from Carcharodon carcharias (great white shark), 7596 nucleotides. Its product is annotated as apoptosis regulator Bcl-2-like. The transcript has 2 exons. Gene Ontology annotation, molecular function: protein homodimerization activity; protein heterodimerization activity. Lineage: Eukaryota; Metazoa; Chordata; Chondrichthyes; Lamniformes; Lamnidae. Gene Ontology annotation, biological process: intrinsic apoptotic signaling pathway in response to DNA damage; negative regulation of intrinsic apoptotic signaling pathway; extrinsic apoptotic signaling pathway in absence of ligand. Gene Ontology annotation, cellular component: mitochondrial outer membrane. The record is from RefSeq and is a predicted model, not a curated record. Bases 755 to 1378 code for a protein of 207 amino acids.